CACACACACACACACACACACACCUCUCUACUGCAUAAGCAGUGCAGAGCUCGUGCUGACUCAUGCCCUAUCUUACAGUAUCCAGAUCAAUGGAGCUCGAUGUAACUGUGAAUGUAAGGACCGCGCGCCUUUAGCCUUGUAGCCCAUAGAGAUGUGCGUAUGUGCAGGUGGGGCUGCGCUACAUCGCGAUGAUCGCUGCGGCUUUUCUGGUUUUACUGAGACCCCUGAGCCUUCACUGCCUGCUGCUGCUGAUAUUGCUUUUGGUGGGGACGGUGGCCACGAUCCUGUUUCUCUGCUGCUGGCAUCGGAGACUUCGCCAUGAGAAGAUCCCUAUAAAAUCUGUCUUCUCGAGGCGAUCGAGGAGUCGUGAAGCUGGUCUACGGACGCAUCAUUUUCGAUCGGAGGGUUUUCGGCACAGCCCACGUCAUGGCCGGAGGACUAUAAGAGCCCGAGUUUGUGAAGAGAAGCCUUUGGUUGAUCCAGCAGACAGUGAGCCGGACACCAGCAGCGCUGCUGUGAGGAAACGCAAAGUGACCAAGAGAAUACAGCCUGAGUUUUAUCACUCCGUCCAAGUCACACCCACGCGAAGACCAAGCUCAGGAUCCGGGAACGCUUCACUGCGUUGCUCAAUGUCUUCAUCGGCUGAUUUCUCGGAUGAGGACGACUGUAGUGUGAGGUCGGGGUGUGUGUCGCCGGCACCCGGAGAUACACUUCCGUGGAAUUUACCCCGGCACGAGCGCUCCAAGCGCAAAAUACACGGUGGCUCGGUGCUGGAUCCGGCCGAGAGAGCUGUGCUCAGGAUCGCAGAUGAAAGAGACAGAGUUCAGAAAAAGACAUUUACGAAAUGGAUCAACCAGCAUCUCCUCAAGGUACGAAAGCACGUUAACGACCUGUAUGAGGAUUUGCGAGAUGGACAUAACCUGAUCUCACUUUUGGAGGUCCUGUCUGGUGACAAAUUGCCAAGGGAGCGCAAUAUUCUGAAGACGUUACGGUUGGUGAGUUCAGCUGACGCAUGCACGGUUGAGCAGCAUGGCCGUGUGCAGAAGGAGGAGGAUGAUGGUGGUGGUGGUGGUGAUGAUUAUGAUGAUGAUGAUAAGGGGCCUCGGGAGAAAGGCCGCAUGCGCUUCCACCGACUGCAGAAUGUACAGAUAGCACUGGACUACUUAAAAAGACGGCAGGUGAAACUAGUGAACAUCAGAAAUGAUGACAUCACAGACGGCAACCCAAAGCUGACACUGGGGUUAAUAUGGACCAUAAUUCUGCACUUUCAGAUUUCGGACAUCCAUGUUUCCGGAGAGUCCGAAGACAUGACCGCAAAAGAGAGGCUUCUGCUCUGGUCCCAGCAGAUGACCGAGGGCUACGUAGGGGUCCGUUGUGAUAACUUCACUACUUCUUGGAAGGACGGAAGGCUGUUCAAUGCCAUCAUUCACAAGUACAGGCCUGACCUGGUGGAUAUGAGCAAAGUAUCAACACAGAGUAGCAGAACAAACCUGGAGCAGGCAUUCAUUGUGGCUGAGCAGCUGGGUGUGGCCCGGCUGCUGGAUCCAGAGGAUGUGGACAUCCCAACUCCAGAUGAGAAGUCAGUCAUUACUUACGUGUCAACAUUAUACGAUGUCUUCCCUAAAGUACCAGAGGGUGUGGAGGGCAUCAGUGCAAAUGACGUUGAUGUUAAAUGGGUGGAAUAUCAGAAUAUGGUCAAUUACCUCAGCCAGUGGAUCAAACAUAACGUGACUGUCAUGUCAGACCGAAACUUUCCGUGUAACCCUGUGGAACUUAAGGCACUUUAUUUGCAGUAUCUGCACUUCAAGGAGAAUGAAAUCCCACUAAAGGAGAAUGAAAAGACCAAAAUCAAGCAUCUUUAUAAAAUGUUAGAGGUGUGGAUCGAGUUUGGUCGCAUUCAUUUGCCGGAGGGUUACCACCCCAACGAUGUGGAGAAGGAAUGGGGCAAGUUGAUCGUGGCCAUGCUUGAGAGAGAGAAGAGCCUAAGGCCUGAGGUGGACAGACUUGAAAUGCUGCAGCAAAUCGCAGACAGAGUUAAGCGAGACUGUGUGGCUGGAGAAGACAAAUUAGUCUUAGCACGAGCAUCUCUGCAAUCUGAUAUAAAAAGGUUAGAGUCUGGGAUCCAAUUGCAGAAUGAGCCUGAAAUUGCAGGAUACCUGCUGGAGUGUGAGAAUUUGUUGAGGCAGCAAGUGGUUGACAUUCAGAUUUUACUGGAUGGGAAGUUCUACUUGGCAGAUCAGCUUGUUCAGAGAGUAUCCAAGCUUCGAGAUCACUUGCUGACCCUCAGAACAGAAUGCUCCUCGGUGUACAGCCAGGGACGCAGUCUGAGCACGGAACAGACCAAGAUGAUGAUCUCCGGCAUCACGCAAAGUUUGAACUCCGGCUUCUCUCAAAACUUGAACAUGGGUCUAAGUCCUGCCCUCACACCAGGCUCUGCCGUCUCCACCAGCUUUACCCCAGCCAUGACCCCAGGCCUGACCCCAGCAUUGACCCCGGCACUAAUACCUGGCUUGCAGCCGACCCUGAGGGUUGGAGGGUCCAUGGAGCCAGGGAUCCUCCAGCACAUGAAACACAUGCAAAUUCGCAAGCCGAUGCUCAAAGCUUCAUUAGUUGACCCCAGCUUGUCUGAGGAAGAGGUCAAUAUGAAGUUUGUCCAGGACUUGCUUUAUUGGGUGGAAGAGAUGCAGGGACAACUCGAUCAAGGCGAAUGGGGAUCUGAUCUACCGAGUGUUGAUUUGCAUUUAGAAAAUCACAGAAAUGUUCACAAAGCCAUUGAAGACUUCCAGAUGAGCAUUAAGGAAGCACAAAUGAGUGAGAUGCAGAUGACCCACCCACUGAAGCAGAGUUACUCAGACAAGCUGAACCUUUUAGAAAGCCAGUAUGGGAGGCUACUGAACUCUGCUAAAGAGAGACAGAAAUACCUGGACAGCCUACAUAACUUUGUGUCGCAUGCCACCCAAGAGUUAAUUUGGCUUAAUGAGAAAGAAGAAGAGGAGGUAGCCUUUGACUGGAGUGAACGCAACAGCAAUAUCUCCAGGAAAAAGGACUACCAUGCUGAACUGAUGAGAGAGCUGGAUGAGAAGGAAGGAGUGAUAAAGUCAGUGCAGGACCAAGCUGACAUCCUUUUACAACAAAACCAUCCAGCUAGGCUUACUAUUGAGGCAUAUAAGGCUGCCAUGCAGACACAGUGGAGCUGGAUCCUGCAGCUCUGCUACUGUGUGGAGCAGCACCUGAAAGAGAAUGCUACUUACAUUGAGUUUUUCAGUGAUGCCAAAGAGUCUUUGGAUUACCUUAAAAGCCUGCAGGAUUCAAUUACAAGGAAAUAUGGGUGUGACCGUACUAGCAGUCUGCAUAGACUGGAGGAUCUCAUUCAGGAGUCUAUGGAUGAGAAAGAGCAGCUCCUUCAGUACCGCAGCACUGUGGCUGGUUUGGUAGGAAGGUCCAAGUCGAUUGUUCAACUAAAGCCCCGCAAUCCAGAGAACCCUGUCCGAACUUCCCUACCUGUCAAGUCCAUCUGUGAUUACCGUCAGAUUGAGAUUACUAUCUACAAAGACGAUGAGUGUGUGCUGGCUAAUAACUCUCACCGAGCUAAAUGGAAGGUAAUCAGCCCUUCAGGGAAUGAGGCCAUGGUGCCUUCCGUCUGCUUUACUGUGCCUCCACCCAACAAGGAGGCAGCAGACAUGGCUAGCAGGAUUGAGCAGCUAUAUCAGAAAGUUCUCGCCCUGUGGCACCGCUCUCAUGUGAACAUGAAGAGUGUGGUUUCCUGGCAUUAUCUGAUGAUGGAUAUCCGCAACAUCCGCAAAAGCACUGUUGCCUCUAUUAAGACAAUGUUGCCCGGCGAGCACCAGCAGGUCCUGAGCAGCCUGCAGUCUCACUUUGAGGAGUUCCUGGAGGACAGCGAGGAAUCAGAGGUCUUCACAAUGGCAGACUGCACUCAGCUAGAGAGAGAGGUGCUGGCUUCAAAAGAAUCCUAUGAGGAAUUGCUCAAGUCUGCAGAGAGAGAGGAACAUGAGGAAUCGGUGUACAACGUCUUCAUAUCUGAGGUGCGCAACUUUCGCAUGCGCGUUGAAGCCCAUGAGGAGCAACUGAUUCGGCAGAUCCGCUCCCCUCUAGAACGAGAUGACUCGAAGGCCAUCAUGCAGCGCAUCGCUGAUCAAGAGAGGAAGAAGGCAGAAUUAGACCGGUUGAGCGAGGAUCUUGUGGUGCUAAAGGAGAAAUGUGAGGCAUUCCUCAGACAGGCUGCAAACUCUCCUUCAGUGCCAACACUUUCCUCUGAACUCAAUGUGCUCACUCAGAGCAUGGCUCAGGUCUAUUCCAUGUGUUCCAUUUACUUGGAAAAAUUGAAGACAGUGAAUUUGGUGGUGAAACACAGCCAGGGUGCUGAGGCGCUGGUCAAGCUGUAUGAGGGCAAACUAUGUGAGGAAGAUGCAGUCAAUGGUGACACCAGGUCUAUUGAUGCAGUUAUGAGCACUCUCAAGCAAUGGAGGUCUGAGAUCGAUGAAAGAAGAGAUGUAUUCCAUGACCUGGAGGAUGAAUUACAGAAAGCUAGGGCUAUCAGUGACCGUAUGUUCAAAACCCAUAACGAGAGAGACUUUGACCUAGAUUGGCACAAGGAGAAGGCUGAGCAGCUUGUAGAGAGAUGGCGGAAUGUUCACUCUCAGAUUGAAAACAGACUUCGAGAUCUGGAAGGCAUGAGUAAGUCUCUGAAAUACUAUAAGGAUGCAUACAGUAACCUUGAUGAGUGGACCAAAGAGAUGGAGGCGAAUCAGCUGAAAACUCAAGAGAACCAGCCAGAGGACAGCAAAGCUUUGGCGGAGUUAUUAAACCAACAGAAGGUGCUUGUUGCGGAAAUUGAACACAAGCAGAGCAAGAUGGAUGAAUGUCAGAAGUACUCAGAGCAGUAUUCGGUUGGAGUGAAAGAUUAUGAGCUUCAGUUGAUGACCUACAGGGCCAUGGUGGACUCUCAGCACAAGUCUCCAGUGAAGAGGAGGAGGAUACAGAGCUCAUCAGAUACCAUCCAGCAGGAUUUUAUGGACCUCCGCACUCGCUACACAGCACUGGUCACUCUUAUGACACAAUAUGUGAAGUUUGCAAGUGAAACUCUGAAAAGGGCAGAGGAAGACGAGAAGAAGACAUGUAUGGACAAAGCUGAGUAUAGGAGCUGCUUGGAUAGUAUGGAGCUGCAGAAAGUGGCACGUGAUGAGGAGAUCUCCAGGCUCAGACGGCAGAAAUCGGUCGAAGAGGAGAGAAAAGAGCACGGUGAUAAAGUUAGCAAGUUAUUAAACUGGAUGUCUGAUGUGAACAAAAACGGAAAGGCUGUAAAAGAUGACAAAGGCAGCACAGAGAGCUGUAAUAAGUCUCAGAUUCCUGUGGAAGAAGUUUUAUCUAAGAAGGAACAAGUUACAGAAGCUAUUAGAAGUACACAGCUGAUGCUGAACAAGCACAGUGACAAGAUGUCUGAAAAGGAAAAGUGUGAAGCAAAAGAACAGCUAAAACUCCUCCAUCAAGCCCAUAGUGAGCUCUCGCAGAUGAGCGUGAACCAGACACCCGCUGCUGAACAGGAGUUUGAAGUCAUCGAAGGCAUUCUUGAUGUGGGAAAAGGAGCAGUUCUGUCUGUAUGCCGUGCAGUACAGACUGGUCUCAUUGACCACUGCACUGGGCUCAGUCUCCUUGAGGCCCAACUCUUAACAUCUGAACUCAUCUUACCCGAAUUCCACAUGUGUCUAGACUUGGACAAUGCAUUCAGGCACAACCUAGUGGAUGAACCCAUGUAUAAACAACUCCAAGACUUGAAUGAAGCCAAUAAACGUGUUCAAAUCCCACGGUAUGCUUCUGAACCUUUGCCAGCGGUAGCUGCAGUGAAGGACGGGGCAAUUUCUGAGCGUCUAGCUGUAAGGAUCAUUGAGAUCCAGCUAGCAACUGGUGGGUUAAGGGUGACAUACCCUGGAGAAAAUGUAAGUCUUGAGAGGGCAUUUGAAUUUGGCCUAAUUCCCCACUCGCUCUAUAUUAAAAUAUUACAAAGACAGAAUACCUGGAAGGAUUUAAUUGAUCCUAAUACAGCUGAAAAAGUUUCUCUUAUUCAGCUUGUGCAGCGGAGUAUUGUGCACGAGGAGACAGGGCUUCGUGUGCUGGCAGUGAAGUCUGGAAAAGAUGGGAGUAUAGCGUUUUCGUCCGGAAGAGAGGUCAGCAUUCUGAGAGCGACACAUGAGGGUCUGAUAGACCGAGAGACCAUGCUCCGGCUGCUAAGUGCACAGCUCUCUGCAGGAGGUAUAGUUGAUCCUAGAACAAACUGUAAGCUUACAGUAGAAGAGGCCUUAUUUGAGGGUCUUAUUGAUCAGGACACUGCCAGUGGGAUUCUGAGCCAUCAAGCACAGAAUGGUGGCAUCAUAAACCCUAAAACCGGGAUUAGACUUACAGUUGAUGAAGCUGUACAGUGUGAUUUAAUGAGUUCCAGAAGUGCCCUGUUAGUUCUGGAGAAACAGAAAUGUUUCAUGGGCCUCCUCUGGCCACACUCUGGUGAAAUCCUCAAUGUCUCAAGGUCAAUACGGCAUGAAAUCAUCACUGAGAAACUGGCACAUGAGGUUUUGUGUAAUCGACAUAACAUAGCGGCAUUUUACAUACCAGAGAACUCUGAGGUAGUUGAUAUUGACUCUGCUGCACAGAGAGGUUUCAUCAACGCUUGCACAGUAGACUUUUUAAAAACGAUACAAAUACCUGAUAUGUUCCCGGAUGUAGAUGAUCUCAAUGACCAAUUUUCAUCAUGGCUAGUAAUGCGUGAGCUUCAAAUUGAUGCCUCUGAAAGAUCCAGAGAAGGAUUGGAAGCUAACGAAAAGAGUACAAAUGCCCCAUCUUCAUUGGAAGCCAAACAGCUUUUUGUUUCCUUUUUAAUGAUGAACAGCUACAUGGACCCCAAAUCAGGAAAGAGGCUUUUAAUUUUAGAUAGGCAGUUAAAUAAAAUGGCUAAAGUAUUACUAGAAAUGUCAGAAAUUGACACACAUGCUUCAUCUCUAGAUGAGGACUUUGCAGAUGAUUUACACAUCACAGGCACUGGUGAAUUGGCAGUUUUACAUAUUGAUGAGCCUUUACCAAGAAUAGUAGAAGGGAGUAUUUCAGAGAUGUCGACUGAUUGUGAUCCUUAUGUAAAAACUAUUGAAUCAGAAAGUCUUACUACAGGGUCAGGUGAAGUCUUUAAUACUUUGCUGGAAAGAGCCAUAAAAGCACCUGAGAUUAAGACAAGUGAAAGUGCACCUGAGGAUACAAAUACAGAUGCAUGCCCACAGUAUCAUCCACAUGAGAUUAAUCCACUAGUUUCAUUACAAGCAACAUAUAAAGACGCCACACAGUGCUCUGUAGGGUGCAGUGAAAAAACUGAACAUUCUGAUUUGCGCACUGAAUACAGCCAACGUGAAAGUGCGUAUGACGAAAAACUGGAACGAGAUCAUGUGUUGUGCCUUCUGAGGGACCAAAUAAAAGAGGGCGGCAUUUUAGAUGUCAUCUCUUUAAAGCGUUACAACCUCAAUGAUGCUUUUGUUAGAGGCCUCAUUGAUGAUGAGACUGUGUUAGAGCUUCUUGCACUGCAGCUUGGAAGGCAAAAUAUCACACGAAACAAAACCGUGACCAUGUCAGUAUUGAAACAAGCCGUAUCAGAAGGAUACAUAUCAUCUCACAUAGCUUUACAAAUCAAGCAGCAGCAAAAUUUGCUUAGUGAUUCAUCUGAAAAAAGCAUCAGUGCUUCGGGGGCUUGCGAGAUGUGUUUGAUCACUGAUAAUGUUGGCAGAUUUGUCCUUGAUUCAGAAGAUGGCCAAAAGGCCCACAAUGAUCCAAAUGGAAAUUGUGAUAAUGAAGCAAAUGAUGUAAAGAGUGACGAGAUGUCUGCUCUGGACUUAAGUGAAAAUGGUCCAGAUACUGAAAAUGCAGUAAAUACAUGUAGGUCUGAAGAACUACCAAAAAACCCCAAACAAAUGAACAGGAGUUUGGACUCAUCAUUUGCCUUAAAUACAAUUUGUAAUGAGGAGAUUGGAGCAAUAUGUCCAAGUGCUGAAAUUCUGUUAGCAAAUUCAGCCCAAUUAACCAGUGGAUUAGACUCCAGCUUCUUGGUAAAAACAUGCAAUGAGGAUAAGAUAAAGAAACACAGUGUUAAAAUCACACCUGUGGUUUUGAGUGAAAAUAGUCAAAAUGCAGGAAAUCCAGAAGGAUUAAGACCUUCAGAAGAAUCAGCAAAUUCAAAUAAAAAUUCCAGUGUUUUUGACUCAACGUUCAUCUUAAAUACAGUUGGUUAUGUGGAGGUGACCGUUGAGGAGUUUGCUAAAAAUACUAAAAAUGCAACGAAAAGGCCAGAUGAAGCCGUUCAUCUGUUAGCACCUUCGACAGAAUUGACUAAUAGUUCGGACUCAUCGCUCACUUUAAAAACAGUUAGUGCUGAGGAGGCUAAUGAAAAACGUUCAAGCAACAAGUAUGGAUUAAUGACCACGGCUGAAAGCAAUGCUUUAUUAUCUAAUUUAACACAAUUCACUAGUAGCUCAGAAUCUAGCUUAAAGACAGUUAUCGGUGAGGGAAUCAGUGAUGAGAGGUUUGAUGAUGAGAGUCUGAAAACUGAAAAUGAGGUGAAACAAACAGAGAAAGCCUCUAAUCUCUUAGCAACACAAGCAACGCAACUGGCCGAUAGCUUGGACACAUCGUUUACUUUAAAAACAGCAAGUGACAAGGACAUAAUUGAUGGGGAUUUUAGUGAUAAAGGUCUACAUGCUAAAGAUGAGAUGAUAACACUUGAAGACAAUGAUCUGUCAGCAAACUCGGCACAAAUUAACAGUAGUUUGGACACAUCAUUUAAGGCAGAUAGUGAUGAUAAGCUCUUUCAUGAACUUGUAGAAAAAUGUCCACAUACUGAAAGUGCAAUAAAACAACCAGAAGACACUCAGCUACCAACAAAUUCAAAACAAAUUACCUGUGGUUUAGACUCACUGUUAUUAUUAAAGGCAGGUAGUGAUGUGGAGAUCACUGUUCUCGAGAAAGAAAGUUUUGAGAAUUCUGGUGUGAACCUCAGUGAAAAAUGUGCAAGUACUGACAAUACAGUAACUAGGACAGAAGAAGACACUCCUCUAUCAGCAAAUACAAAACAAGUGAUCAGUAGUUUGGACUCAAUGUUUAGCUUAAAUGUAGAUGGUGAGGAGAUAACAACUGUGAAGUCAAGUGAUGAAAAUACGCCAGAUGAGGUAAAUAGUUUAUUAACAACUUCAACACAUUUGACCAGUACUAUGGACUAUGUCGACGAGCUCACUGCUGGAGAGUAUGGUGAAAAAAGUCUAAGUACUGAAAAUACAGUGGCAAGAUUAAAGGAAAACCUUCAUCCAUUAAUAAACACAACACAAAUUCCCAGUAGUUUGGACACGCCAUUUUUGCCAACAAUGUCUGGAGAUGAUUUAACUGCUGAGAGGUUUAGUACUGAUGAAAUUGAAAUGAAAAGAACCGAGCAAAACAAUCCGGCACUGAUGACCAGUAGUCUGAACUCAACAUUAUUGUUCCCCAUAGUUAGUGAUGAAUUUACUGGAGAAAAAUGUCCAAGUUCCGAAAGUAGUUUAAACACAUCAUUCACAUUAAAAAUCACAAAUGAGGAGUUUGCUAAAACAUGUCCUAGUGCUGAAAAUACAAUGAAAAGCACAAAUGAAGUCUCUCCUCUAUUAAGAGCUCCAACACAAAUUGCCAGGAGUUUUGACUCAUCUUUUACCUUAAAGACAGCUUGUGAUGAUGAGAUCACUGUUGAAAAACAUAGUAAACAAUAUAAAAGUAAUGAAAGUGAGCUGAAAACAUUAGAGGAAUUCACCAACACAACAAUGCAUAUAUAUAGCUUGAAUUCAUUGUUCACUCUAAAGGCAGCUGUUGACAAAUGUCCAAGUACUAAAAAUGGAGUGAAUAAAAGAACAGAGGAAGCAUUUCCUCCAUUAAAGAGUAGCAGUUUGGAGACCUCGUUCACCUUAAACUCUGGUAGCAAAGAGAUCACUGAUGACACCUUUAGCCAAAAAAGUCCAAGUACAGAAAGUUCAUCGAGGACAACUGUAGGGACUCCUCUGUCAAAAGACUUAACACAAAUGACCAGCAGUUUGGAUCCUUCAUUCACCCUAAUGACAGAUCAUUUCGAGAUCUGUGCUAAGGACCUAAGUAAAAAAUGCCCAAGUUCUGAACAUAAUUCAGUGAAAAGAACAGAGGAAGCCACCAGUUUAUCAUUAACCACCACACAGGACACACCAUUCACCCUAAAAACAGAUGGCAUUGAAAUGCAUGGUAAAAACUAUCCAAGUACUGGAAAUUCAGUGAACAGAACAGAGGAAGCCACUCCUCAAUUAACAGGUUCAACACUAAUGAUGAAUAGUUUGGACUCUUCUUUCACCAUUAAUGCAAAGGAUGUCACUAAUUACAUGCUUGAUGAAAAAUGUUCAGGUGAAAAUGCAGAUGAAGCUUCUUUUUCAACACACUUAACUACUGGUCAAUUGUGUUGGGAUAAUAAUACCUUCAUGAAUGAUAGUGAUGAAAUCCCUGCUGAGGACUUAAGUGAAAAACGUCCAGGUAUUGAAGAUGCAGUGGUCAGAGCAAAGGAAGCUGUUCCUCGAUUACAAACUCCAACAAAAAUGAUCAGUAGUUUGGACGCCUCGUUCACCUUAAAGGCAGAUAGUGACGAGAGCACUGAUGAUGCGUUUGGCAAAAAAUGUCCCAAUACUGAAAUUUCAGAAAAGUCAUCAGAUGCAGAUUCUUUAUCAACAAACUUGACACAAAUGGUCAACAGUUUGGAUUCAUCAUCAACCUUAUCGAUAGAUAGUGAUGAGAUACCUGCUGAGGAGUUUAGUAAAAAAUGUCCAAGCUCUGAAAAUACAGUGAACAAAAUAAUCAGUAGUUUGGGCUCCUCAUUAACCUUAAAGACAGAUAGUGUGGAGAGCCCUGAUGGUGAGUUUGGUGAGAAAUGCACAAGUACUGAAAAUGGAGUAAACAGGACAGAAAAAGAUACUCCUUUAAGCGUCACAACACAAAUGGACAGAUGCUUAGACUCCUCAUUCAUCUUAAAGACAGCUAAUGAUAUCAGUAAAGAAUUGUUGUAUGGCAUAUGUUCAAGUACUGAAGUGAAAAGAACAAAAGAAACCAAUUGUCUAUCAGGAAAUACUGAAAAUGCUUUGAACAGGACAGAGGAAGUUCAAAUACACAAAUCAACUAAAACGAUCAGUGGUUUGGACUCAAGUUCCGUUAAUGAGGCAAUCACUGAUAAGAACCUAAGUGGAAAAUGUCCAUGUACUGAAAAUUUAGAGGCAAGACCAGAGGACAUUGCUCAUGUAUUAACAGACACAACACAAAUGACUAGUCUGAACUCCAAACUGCUCUUAAAGACAACUAGUGAUUCUUCUUCAGCUGUUGAUUUUGAUCCAGGAAAACAGGGUUUAGAGGAUCUUGGCAGUUCACAUUGUUUGGAUACCAAAAAUGCCAUAGAUAGAAACCAUACAGAGUUGCGGGAUGUUCCAGAAAAAGAGAAUUAUCUGUCAUUAUUUCAGGCUCCUUUAACCAGUGUUAGUCAUGUGGCUUUUAAUGAAGCAGCAGUAAAGCAGAAGAUAAAUUCUGCUGAGAGUGAAUCUGGCAAAUCCUUUUCGUUGCAAAGUGAGAAUUCUGAUAAAAGGAAGACAGAGAGCUUACAGAAUAUACACAAACAGCAUAAUGCUUUCAGUGAGAAACAGCAAACAGUUAGUAUAUUCCCCAUUGAGGGAGAGUCAGAGAGCAUGAAUGCAAUGGAAGAAAUAAAACAACUAACAGAUAAUGAACCAUCUUUAUCCUCUUCCACAUUAGUUCAGUUAUCAGAUAUGAGAGCUGCCAGCAAAACAAGUGUGAGCCCUGAAUCAAGUGAAAACAUCCAAGAUCAGGAACAGAGUGUAUUGUGUCAGUCAGUAGAUAUUAAUGAGAGGCAAACAAAUAAGUACAAGAAAGAUCCGACUCAGUGUACAAUAAGCAAGACUGAUGUGAUUGGGCUAGAACCCGAGCAUGAGCGCAAGUCAGGAACAGCUAAUGACCAUGCAGCUUUUAAAGCAGUAGUGACUCAAUCCAGUCAUACUGGUGUCAGUGUUGACAAUGAAACCGUCAAUGUCUUGGUCAACACCUCAGAGUCUAUGGACAUGUUUAAGGAGUGUCUCCACAGCAAAGUUUGCACAAGUCCAACCUCAAAGUUCUUGCCAGAUGUAACUCUCAGUGAUGAUUCAAAUUAUGAGCAGCACUUGGCUGAGCAAGGUGAAGUAGCUGACACAGCAAUCGAGUUGUGCCCGCCUAACUCAGGUUUUGUCAUAUCUGAGACAAACAGAUAUGAUGCAGGAAGUUUAGAGUGCAAAACCACCAUCACUCCAGCACACAUUAUGGGAGAAGAGUCUUCAAAGUCUGUUACACCGAAGCCCAACAUUCCACCAAAUUUGCCACACAGAGACUUCAAAAAUGUUGAACAUUAUGGAGAUAAGCUGUGUGUGAAUACUUCCAUGAUGGAGAGUAAAUUUCCACCAGUUUAUGAAAAGGAACUGGAACACACUGCAGCAAAAGGAGCUGUAAAUGAGAUCCAGAGAAUGGAAAGUCAUGCCCUUGACCUCAAUGAGAGCAUUUCAUCCACUGCUACAACUCAGCAUGACUCUCAGAUCCUUGUUGAGAACAAAGAUCCAGCUCAAGAACCAAGUAGUCCAGUGUUAAAGCAGUCUCAGCUUCAAGAGAUGAUUCAGGAGAUGUCUGAACCAGAAAUGCUGAAAGAACCUUUGGGUUGGCUGGAAACCACUGGUCAGGGAGAUGAAGGCUCACUUGUAGAAGGUGUUGUUCAGCCCAAAGCUGCUUCCGGUGACAGUUGUGAGGAUGACAUCUUUCCAUCAGCUUGGUCAAGUCGGCAGAGCUCUAAGGCGAAUGUUGCAACCACUGAGGAAGAGGAGGAGGUCAAAUUUACACAUAAAAAAUCUUCCACCCAGCAUUACUUAGAGUGUGUUGGUAAACUCCAGGAUCACUAUGACACACUUGAAGACAUCAGGAAUGAUUUUUUAACUCAGAGCUCUUUAGCAGUUCACAUUGAAGGUUUACAAGACCAACUGAAAACAACUCAGGCUUUGGUAGCACAGCUUGCUGCAUUUCCUGCCAGUUUGACCUCAGAUUUGAAGGUAGCAGAGCAGCUUUUAAAUUCCGCUGAUGAGCUCAUCCCCACACAAGUCCAGCAUGAUUUAGCUGCAGUUUUUGUCGAUGUGAAAGCCACUUUCACAGAUGUUUGCCAUUUAUCAUCUGAGAGACAUGACACAAUUCUCCAGGCCAUCGAUGCAGCCAAGGGAAAUUUGGAGUGUACCUUUCAAGACCUUCUCACCUCCCUCGAAAAGCUUUCAUCUUGUAUACAAGAUCAUCAUGAAAUAGUGUGUAAGCUUGACAUCAUAACCACAGAUGACUUGGAGACAGUUAAAUAUAGGAUUCAACAAAACAAGGAUCUAGAGAAGAACCUAUCCGGUACUCGACAGAAUCUAGAGGAUACAGCUUUUGAUGUCCAGAACUUCAUAUCCGAGCACGCACAGUUCCUAAACCCAGCCCAGAACAGACAGAUGCUGAAAAGUCUCAGUGCCACACAGAGAGCCUUUAAAGAACUGAUGGAGCGAGUGUUUACUCAGAGGCACGCACUGGACCUCCAUUUGGAGAUUCGUGAGGAUGAGAUUCAACAGCAGAAUGCUGUUGAGAAGCAGAAGGAGUUUGUAGCCAAACUUCAGGAGCUGUGUGAUGACCUAACUCAGACCGAGAACCGUCUCAUCGGCCACCAGCAGCAGUCCAGCAGUGCAAAGAGUGUGGGAGACAUCCAGCAGCACCAACAAGAGAACCAGGCUUUGCAGAAAGACAUCCAGGUGAAUGUAAAUGCCUUGAAUGAAGUCAUCAAUAGCACUAAGAAGUUCCUAGAGGAGAACCGGAGCAAACUGACACCUGAGCAGGUGGCUGCUCUUGAACUCAAGCUAGAAGAGUUGAAGUGCAAAUCCAAUAUGCUUAACCAGAGAGCAGAGGAAACCAGGAAAGAACUGGAGAAAGUUGUGACGACUGUUAUUAAACAGGAGACGGAAAAGGUUGCAGCUGUGGAACAACUUGAGGAGACCAAAAACAAAAUAGAGGUUCUCUUAGACUGGGUGUCCAACAUCGGGAAAGAAACCGAGAUGGCCAAAGAGAACGGAAACAUGCCAGUUGAAGGAAAAAGAACAGGAGUGGAAGAUGACCCUAAUGGAAAUGCACUGGACGCCACAGAUAACACCUCACAGUGGUCAGGUGAAGACAAUAAAGAAUUGGAUAUGGAUCAGCAAUAUGAGAGGCUUAAGGCUCACCACAAAGGGAUCCUCUCCCAGCAGCAAGACUUAAUUAUUGCCACCCAGUCUGCCCAGGCUCUGCUGGACAAGCAGGCAGAUGUCCUCUCUCCAUCAGAAAAAGUGCAGCUCCAGAAGAGCAUCAAAGAUCUGAGAGAGUGCUAUGAAGUCUCUCUCACCCAGGCUGAGCAGCAGAUGAAACAGAUGCAAAGUGUUCAGGAGGAGCUGCACAAGUUUGAAGGUGACUAUGAAGAGUUUGGAGUGUGGCUACAGCAGGCACAGGAGCAGCUGGCAGAGCUGGGAGCCCCCACUGGCCACUUGGCUGUUCUGCAAGAGAAGCUUGAGAAGCAGAAAUGUUUUUAUGAGGAUGUGAUCUCCCACAAGGGGGACUUGCGUUUCAUUACCAUCUCAGGACAGAAAGUGCUGGAUGUGGCCAAGGCCUGCAGCCGUAAAGAGCGUAAGCAGGGAUUGCUUGAUGUGGACACUUCAGGAACAUGUGCUGCUGUGAAGGAGAAGCUGGACUCCACUGCUACUCGAUACAAAGCCAUGCACAGCCAAUGCAACCAGCUUGGAAACAAUCUCAAAGAUGUUGUAGACAAGUACAAGAAAUACGAAGAUGCUGCAAGUUGCCUGUUGUCAUGGCUCAAUAAUUCUGAGGCAGAUGCGAGAAGGCAGCAGUCUGAACCUAUUGCUGCAGACCCCCAAAUACUCCAGAGACAACUGGAAGAGACUAAGGCUCUUCAAGGGCAGACCACUGGCCAUCAGGUGGCUCUUGAGACACUACGCAAAACAGCAGAUGCCCUUAUCACAGCAGAGGGAGAUCUACUAAACAACAAGGAUGAGCUUCAGGAAGCAGUCGAUGACAUUGUGGAAAGGUACGAUAACUUGUCCAAGUCAGUGAGUGACCGGAAUGAGAAGCUGCAGGUGACGUUAACACGCUCGCUCAGUGUACAGGAUGGUCUGGAUGAGAUGAUGAACUGGAUGAACAGGGUGGAGGAAAAUGUUGGGGAGGGAUUAAAAGUGCCCCUAGACUCAGCUGCAAUUGCAGAUGCACUCAGCAAAGAGGCAGCUCUGGAGCAGGACAUGUCUAGCAGGCAGAGCAGUAUCUCCACUAUGAAGGCCAAAGUGAAGAAGUUUGUUGAAACUGCAGAGCCAGCAGCAGCUGCUGCUCUCCAGGCAAAGAUGGAAGGACUGACCCAACGCUUUGAUAAUGCCUGCGAGAAGCACAAGCAGAAGAUCUCACAAAUGGAGCAGCUAAAGGACAAGGUAGAACAGUUUGAGAAGACAUCUGAGAAGGUCCAGGGGUUUGUGCUGAAACAUUCACAUGCUCUCUAUGACACUGAUGGACCUGGGAAAAAUGUAAAUGAGCUCUCUCAGCUGGUGCAGGAUAUAAAUGCAGAGUUGGCUGAACACGUAAAGGACAUGGAAACACUGAACUUCUUAGCGAAGGAGCUUUCUAACGCUGGCCCAGAGGGAAGCACAGCGCUAAUUCAGGGCAAGAUGGCAAACCUGUCUAACACAUUUAAUACCUUUAAGGAUACUGUUAAAGAGAAAGAGGAGGAAGUAAUGUCUUGCCAGGACCAGCUUGGUGAGUUCAAAGUAGCUGCAGGGGUGCUGAUGAAGUGGCUGGAGGAGACAAAAGAACAAGUGCCUUUGGUUCAGCCCAACUGCAGUGAACAGGGCCUGGGAAAUGAUGUGAAGAAAGUCAACCGCUUGCUAGAAGAAUGGACUGCUAAAGCUCCCGCUGUCCAAGACAUAAAUAGUAAAGGGUCUGCACUGUGUACCCUAAUCAGUGUUUUGACAUCACCAGCCAAAGCCAGAAUGCAUCAUAAACCAGGUUCAGCAGUCAGUAAUGGCUCAGGUCCAGGAGCUUCAUAUCUGACAAACAAUGAGCUGAUUCUGGUGGAGCAGAACAUGUCCAGCAUCAAUGAAGAUUAUAGCAGCCUUGGGGAGCUGCUGAAGACCAGGUCUUCAGAGCUAAGUGGGCUGUUGCUAAAGGUCCAAGGGGUCCAGAAUGAGGCUCAUUCAACACUGCAGUGGCUGGAGAACAUGAAGAAAACAGCUGUAUCUUGGAACUCUGAGCCAGCAGGCAAAGAUACAAUGAAAAUGCAAAUCGAACGGCAGAAAGCUUAUGAGGAAAAUAUGCUCCAGAAACAGCAACAAUACCAAGAGCUGAGGGAGACGUUACUCCACCUGAUAGAGGAAAGCCCUGAUUCACCUGAGGCAGAAAAAUGGAAGAACAUGCUGAAACAGAUAGAUGCAGGAUGGGAGGAGGUCAAGGGAUCUGUGGAGAACAGGAAACAGCAUCUGGAGGAGUCAUCCCGCAUGCUGGAGCUCUUCCAGACUAACCAACCUCAGCUCUCACAAUGGCUUCUGGAGAAAGAUCUGAUGAUGAGUGUUCUGGGCCCUUUAUCUAUGGACCCCAAUAUGCUCAACAUGCAGAAGCAGCAGGUCCAGAUUCUUCUGAAAGAGUUUGAAGGCCGCAAACCUCAGUACGAGCAGCUGAACGAAGCUGCCAUGGUUAUCAGUUCUGCAUCAGGAAAUCAAGACCCUACUGGAGAGAAGGUAAAGACACAGCUGGAUGCCAUCAACCAGAAGUGGCAGGCUCUGACAAGUCAGCUGUCUGAGCGUGAUGCCCUCAUUCAGCAAGUUGUGGGUAAGACCACUCAGUUCCAGGAUCUUCUGCGGCAACUAGGGGAGAGUGCAGCAGAUCUGGAGCUUCAGCUAAAUGGCCAGCAGACCCUCAGCACACAGCCUGAUGCUGUCAAGAAGCAGCUAGAAGCCACUAAUGCAGUCCUGGCUAAGCUAUGUGAAGAGAAGAAGAGGCUAAAGGAGGCAGAAAGUCUGUGCUCUGAACUUUCAGCUCUAGUUACUGAGGAGUAUCUCAGAGCCAACCUCACAGCACAGCUGGAAAACAUCUCCAAGCCCUUUAAGAUCCUUGAAGACAAAGCAGGCAAGCGGAUUCAACAUCUCACCUCCACCUUCGCAAGCUCUCAAGAAUUCCAUCGAACAUCGAAAGACUUCCAGGGCUGGAUAGAGCAAAUGUUUAAGGAGCAGGCUGAGCCUCAGUCAGUUUCAGCCAAGGAGGAGACUCUGUUAGAAAGUCUAAGGGAGCACAUUGCUAUCCAGAGUGCACUGAGUGAACAAGAGGAACAAUACAACAACAUUAUGCGGGAAGCAGAGGCUCUCCUACAGAACACGGAGGGAGAGGAAAAGUCGGCCCUCCAAGGACAGCUCUCAGCCCUUAGGUCCAACUGGGAAAAAGUAAAGCGGGGUGCCAUGGAGAGAGCAGAAAAGCUCAAUGUUGCUAUUGAGAGAGCCAAAAAAUACAAAGAACAUGCAGAGAGCUUGGGAACUUGGCUGCAGGAGUGUGAAGACAGGAAAAACAAGGCAAAGUUCAGUGUAGAUCCUGUAGAAGUAGAAAACUCCCUCUCACAGGUAAAGACCAUCCAGCGGGAUGUGGACAAACAUCGUGGUCAGAUGGAGCUGCUGAAUGUAGCUGCUGAUAGCCUUCUAGAAGUGGCCACAGCAGAUGUCGAUGAUUUGCAGGAGGAGAGGAUUAUUAUUGGGAACAACAUGGAUAAGUUGAUUGAAGGGUUGCAGCUAAAGAAAGAAACUCUUGAGAAGCUCUCACAGAAGUUGAAAGAGUUCAGUGACACAGGCAAAGAAAUUUCAGACCAAAUGGAGGGUGCCAGGAAGCAACUAGAAUAUCACUCUGGUCUUGGUGAACAAGGUUAUAGUAACAAGAACCUAACCAACAUGAAGGCUCAGCAGAAAAACCUAGAGGGUGUCCAGAACCAGAUAGAGAACCUCAAAAGCCUUGCUCAAAGUUUAAUCGUGGAUGUACCAGAAGUUGAAGGGGUGGUAGAUCUCCUCCUUCAGGCAGACACUUUGGAGAAAGAACACAGCUCCAUCAGUAAAGCAAUUGAAGACAAAUGCAACACAUUGGAGAACAAACUGCAGGGCAUUGGACAAUUUCAGGACAGCAUUCGAGAGAUGUUCACCACCUUUGCAGACCUGGAUGAUGAAUUGGAUAGUAUGGGCCCAGUAGCCAGAGACCUGAAAACUCUACAAGACCAAGAAGGAACCAUCCAAAACUUUGUGACAAAACUUCAGGAUCUGAUAAACAGUACAGCGAGUGCCAGAGAAAACUGCAAGAAGAUGCUCGAGUCAGAGGUCUCACCAGAUCUACUGGGUCUGAAGAGAGACUUGGAGGCCCUGAGCAAGCAAAGUGGCAAAUUGAUGGACCGGGCCAUUGGGAGGAAAGAGCAGGUUGAGGAAACACUGAGACAUUUGCAGGAGUUUUAUCACAAGCUGGACACUUUUACAACUCAAAUGACUGGUGCAGAAGAGCAAGAAGAAUCCCAAGGACCAGUUGGAAUGGAGACAGAUUUUAUUAACCAGCAGCUGGAGGCUUUCAAGGUUUUCCAGAAGGAGACGGUUGACUCACUGCAAGCACAACUGCAAGAGGUGAACUGCAUAGGCCAGAGCCUUAUUCAGAAUGCCUCCAAAGGGACCAACACUAUAGCCCUUGAACGUGACCUGGAGGAUGUCAAUAUGAGAUGGAACACCCUGAAUAAAAAGGUAGCAGAGCGUUCAGCUCAGCUUCAUGAAGCUUUGCUGCACUGUGGGAGGUUUCAGGAUGCUCUCGAGUCCCUGUUCAGCUGGCUCAAAGACACCGAAGAACUGGUGGCUAGUCAGAAGCCUCCGUCAGCAGAGUUUAAAGUGGUCAAAGCACAAAUACAAGAACAGAGGCUCUUACAGAAGCUGCUAGAUGAUCGCAGACCCACAGUGGAGCUUAUUAAGAAGGAAGGUGGGAAAGUGCUAGAGAUGGCAGACUCUGUAGAUAAGGAGAAGAUUGGAAAGGAGAUUGAUAGCCUGGGGAAGAGAUGGGAUGCUCUGCUAAAGAAAGCUGAGACCAGACGCAAACAGUGUGAGAGCAUCUUGGGUGUCGCUCAACAGUUCCAUGAGACCUUAGAGCCACUAACAGAGUGGCUAACUGCUACAGAGAAAUGCCUGACCACUUCCGAGCCCAUCGGCACCCAGACCUCUAAGCUUGAAGAGCAGAUCUCCCAACAUAAGGCUUUAGAGGAGGAGAUUAUAGGGCACAGCAAGAGCUUGUACCAGGCAAUAAGUCUUGGUCAGGCUCUGCGGUCACUCAGUUGUGUGGAUGAUAAAGAGCUCAUCCAGGCUAAACUGGACAGCACUCAGGGCAGCUACAUCGAGUUGCAGGAACGCUGCCGCAUGAAGGCUGAGCUGCUACAGCGAGCCCUGGCUAACGCACGGCUGUUUGGAGAGGACGAAGUAGCACUCAUGAACUGGCUGGAUGAAAUACAUGGCAGAUUGAACCACAUCUCUGUCCAGGAUUAUGCACCGGCUAUACUGGCAAAACAGCAUGCUGACCAGCUGGCACUUCAUGAAGAUAUUGAGUUAAGGAAGCAGCAUGUUGAACAGGCCUUACAGAAUGGACUUGAGCUGCUCAAACAGACCACAGGUGAUGAAGUUGUUGUCAUUCAGGGCAAACUGGAUGGAAUAAAGACAAGAUAUGCUGACAUAAGCACAAUGAGCAGUGAUGUAAUGAAGACCCUGGACAAGGCUCUGUCUCUGGCCAACCAGGUACAACACACGCAUGAGGAUCUGCACAUCUGGUUGGAGAAAGUGGAGUCUGAAUUGGCCACGUUUGGAGCUCAGGAACCAGUGGGAGAGCAACUCACUCAGGUGCAAGAGAGGCAGAAAACAUUACUGAAGGAGGUUCAAGCACGCAAGUCAUUAGUAGAUACACUGAAUGAAGUUAGCAGUGCUCUUCUAGAACUGGUGCCAUGGCGUGCCCGAGAGGGGCUUGACAAACUGAUCACAGAAGACAAUGAGCGCUACAGGUCAGCAAGUGAUGCCAUCUCUCAGCAUGUGGACCAGACUGGAGCUGCCAUCUUAAAAUCACAGCAGUUUGAGCAGGCUGCAGACACUGAAUUAGCCUGGCUGACUGAAGCAGAAAAGAAGUUGUCGUCUCUAGGGGACAUCAAGCUGGAGGUAGAAAAGACCGCAGCUCAGCUGCAGGCUCAAAAGGGCUUCUCCAUGGACAUUAUGAGACAUAAAGAUGCUGUGGAUGAUCUCACUAAGACGGGAGAGGCAAUAAUGAACAGCAAAGAUAAGAAUGAGAAACUGUCUCUGAAGGCUAAGAUCCAGGCCCUCAUGGAGAAAUACAACUCUGUGAGUCAGUUGAACUCAGAACGCUGUCUGCAGCUGGAGAGAGUGCAUUCUCUGGCUUGCCAGUUCUGGGAGACCUAUGAAGAGCUGUGGCCAUGGCUGCAGGAGACACGGGCCAACUUCACCCAGCUCCCUUCUCCUGCCAUUGAGUACGAGACUCUCAGACAGCAACAGGAGGAACUGCGUCAACUGAGGGAACUGAUUGCAGAGCAUAAGCCUCACAUAGACAAGAUGAACAAAACAGGUCCUCAGCUGGUCGAGAUCAGUCCACUGGAGGGUGAGCCCAUCAGGGAGAAAUUCCAGGUCAUAGACAAGUUGUAUGCACAGCUUAAAGCAGAUGUGAAGCAUCGAGCUGCUGCCCUUGAUGAGGCCAUCUCUCAGUCUACACAGUUCCAUGAUAAGAUUGACCCCAUGUUGGAGUCUCUGAAUCGUAUAGCGGAGCGUUUGCGUCAGCCACCCUCCAUCUCUGUGGAAGUGGAAAAGAUUCGUGAGCAGAUUUCUGAGAACAAAGCAGUGAAUAUGGACUUGGAGAAACUGCAACCAUCUUAUGAAACUUUGAAGCAGAGAGGCGAGGAAAUGAUCACUCGCUCAGAGGGCGCAGACAAGGACCUGUCGGCCAAAGCGGUACAAGACAAACUGGAUCAGAUGGUGUUUGUGUGGAGUGACAUCCAUGCUCUGCUGGAGGAGAGGGAGGCUAAACUUCUGGAUGUGAUGGACCUGGCUGAGAAGUUCUGGUGUGAACACUGUGCUCUCAUCAUUACGAUCAAAGACACACAGGACUUGCUCAAAGACCUGGAAGACCCUGGAGUCGACCCCUCUGUUGUUAAACAGCAACAGGAGUCUGUAGAGGCUUACCGAGAGGAGAUUGACGGUCUUCAGGACGAACUGAAUGUGGUCCAGAAUCUCGGGGCAGAGCUGAUGACAGCCUGCGGAGAACCAGACAAACCUGUGAUUAAAAAGAGCAUUGAUGAGGUGAACAUGGCAUGGGAAACUCUGAAUAAGUCAUGGAAAGAACGAGUGGACAGACUGGAGGAGGCCAUGCAAGCUGCUGUACAGUUCCAGGAUGGUCUUCAGGGCAUGUUUGACUGGGUGGAUAUUUUGGCGAGUAAACUGGAUUCCAUGUCACCUGUCGGCACAGACCUGGAAACUGUGAAACAGCAGAUUGAUGAACUCAAGGAGUUCAAAGGUGAGACCUACCAGCUUCAGAUUGAAAUGGAGAGGCUGAAUCACCAGGCAGGACUGCUGCUGAAAAAAGUACUGGAGGAAGAAGACCGCAUUGCCAUUCAGGAGCCUAUGAAUGAACUCAAAAUGCUUUGGGAGGACCUUGACGACAAGGUCAUCAACAGACAGCACAAGCUGGAGGGAGCCUUGCUGGCUUUAGGGCAGUUCCAGCAUGCCCUGGAUGAGCUUUUGGCCUGGCUGACUAAUACAGAAGAGCUGCUUAGUGGACAGAAGAAAAGCAGUGGCGACCCCAAAGCUAUUGAGAUAGAGCUAGCCAAACACCAUGUGCUGCAUAACGAUGUAUUGGCCCAUAAGACGACAGUGGAGGCAGUCAACAAAGCAGGCAGAGAUUUGGUUGAGUCCAGUGAAGGAGAGGAGGCAUGUGGCCUGCAGAGCAAGCUGGAAAACCUUAACCAACGUUGGACAAGCAUCCUAGAGAAAACUGAGCAGAGGAAGCAGCUUUUAGACAGUGCCUUACUCCAGGCCCAAGGUUUCCAUGGGGAGAUUGAAGAUAUGCAACAAUGGUUGAAAGACACAGAAUGUCAGCUGUUAGCAUCAAAAGCAGUUGGAGGCCUACCAGACACGGCCCGCGAGCAGCUUAACACCCAUCUGGAGUUGUGUAGGGCAAUGGAGGUGAAGGAAGAACUCUACCAGAAGCUCAUUCACAGAGAUCAGCAGCUGAAAGCCAUGACCCCGGAGAACCAGGACAGUGGUACUGAGCAGGACCUCCUCAACCUUCGAGAAAAGUGGGAAUGUGUGCAGUCCAAAGUGUCUGAGAGAAGGGUAAAACUGGAAGAGGCAUUAGCGAUGGCCACAGAUUUUCAUAAUUCUCUGCAGGACUUCAUUAACUGGCUGACUCAAGCAGAGCAGACCCUCAACAUGGGCUCUCCAGCCUCUCUCAUUCUUGAAACUAUCUUGUUCCAGAUAGAUGAACAUAAGAUCUUUGCAACUGAGGUCAACUCACACCGGGAUCAGAUCAUUGAGCUGGAUAAGACAGGCACCCACUUGAAAUACUUCAGCCAGAAGCAGGAUGUGGUUCUGAUUAAAAACCUGCUCCUAAGUGUACAAAGCCGCUGGGACAAAGUAGUGCAACGUUCGGUGGAGCGAGGACGCCUGCUGGAUGAUGCGAGGAAGCGUGCAAAGCAGUUCCAUGAGAGCUGGGCCAAGCUGAUGGAGUGGCUGGAGGAGUCCGAGAGAGCUCUGGACUCAGAACUGGAGAUCGCUAAUGACCCAGACAAGAUCAAAAUGCAGCUAGCUCAGCACAAGGAUUUCCAGAAGGCCCUGGGUGCCAAGCAUUCUGUUUACGACACAACCAGCCGCACUGGCCGGGCCUUGAAGGACAAAACCUCACUCCAGGAUGACAACCAGAAAUUGGACGGCAUGAUUUGUGAGCUAAGAGACAAAUGGGACACGAUUUGUGGCAAGUCUGUAGAAAGGCAGAACAAGCUGGAGGAGGCUCUAUUGUUCUCAGGCCAGUUCACUGAUGCUCUUCAGGCUCUGAUUGACUGGCUUUAUAAAAUAGAGCCGCAGCUGGCAGAGGACCAGCCUGUGCACGGAGACAUUGAUUUGGUGCUGAACCUCAUAGACAGCCACAAGGUGUUUCAAAAGGAGCUUGGAAAGAGGACAGGCUCUGUCCAGGCUCUGAAACGUUCAGCACGUGAGCUGAUCGAGAACAGACAUGAUGACUCUUCCUGGGUCAAAGUACAGAUGCAGGAGCUGAGUUUGCGCUGGGAGACUGUGUGCUCUCUCUCUGUGCUCAAACAGACACGGCUGGAACAAGCUCUGUGUCAGGCAGAGGAGUUUCACUCGACAGUUCAUAUACUGCUGGAGUGGUUGGCUGAAGCAGAACAGAGCUUACGUUUCCAUGGGUCUCUGCCUGAGGAUGAAGAAGCCCUGCGUGGCCUGAUUGAACUGCACAAAGAAUUCAUGAAGAAGCUGGAAGAAAAGAGUGUGGCUCUGAGCAAAGCCAUCAGCAUGGGCGAAGACAUCUUGGCUAUCUGCCAUCCAGACUCCAUCACCACUGUGAAACACUGGAACACCAUAAUUAAAGCACGAUUCGAGGAGGUCACAGCAUGGGCACGGCAGCAUCAGCAGAGGUUAUCUAGUGCUCUGAGUGAGCUUAUGGCUACACAAGAGCUGCUGGAGAAUCUGCUGAGCUGGUUACAUUGGGCAGAGACCACCGUCACAGAGAAAGACAAGGAGGCCCUGCCUCAGGAGAUCGAAGAGAUCAAAGCUCUCAUCACUGAGCAUCAGACCUUCAUGGAGGAGAUGACCAGGAAACAACCAGAUGUGGACAAAGUCACGAAAACUCAUAAAAGGAAAGCCACAGCUGAUGCACCAGUUCAGUCUCAGAUUCCAGUAUUGGAAAAAGGAAGAACAUACCGAAAGAAAUCCCAGGCCCAGGCCAUGUAUCCAGCAACAGUCCAGGCUCCAAUAGAGACCAAGAACCCCAGAGUGAACCUGUUGAUGAGUAAAUGGCAGCAGGUCUGGCUUUUGGCACUGGACAGGAGAAGAAAACUCAACGAUGCUCUGGACCGACUAGAGGAGCUGAAAGAGUUUGCCAACUUUGACUUUGAUAUCUGGAGGAAGCGCUACAUGCGAUGGAUGAACCACAAGAAGUCUCGAGUCAUGGACUUCUUUCGGCGUAUGGAUAAGGAUCAGGAUGGCAAAGUCACCAGGCAGGAGUUUAUUGAUGGGAUUCUUUCUUCAAAGUUUCCCACCAGUCGACUGGAGAUGAGUGCUGUAGCAGACAUUUUUGAUCGUGAUGGUGACGGCUACAUUGACUACUACGAGUUUGUUGCUGCUCUGCACCCAAACAAAGAUGCCUACAAACCGCUUACUGAUGCUGAUAAGAUAGAAGACGAGGUAACACGCCAAGUGGCAAAGUGCAAGUGUCCUAAACGGUUCCAAGUUGAGCAGAUUGGUGCGAACAAAUACAGGUUCUACCUCGGAAACCAGUUUGGAGACUCACAGCAGCUCAGGCUGGUGCGGAUUCUGCGCAGCACUGUUAUGGUGCGGGUGGGAGGAGGCUGGAUGGCACUUGAUGAGUUCCUAGUAAAGAACGACCCAUGUAGAGUUCAUCACUACGGGAGUAAAAUGUUGCGCUCGGAAUCAAACUCGUCCAUUACUCAGUCUCCUAUAGGUUGGCAACUCUCACACUUUCUCUCCUUGCUCCAUCCCAGUGCCAAAGGCAGGACCAAUGUGGAGUUGCGAGAGAAGUUCAUACUUCCAGAAGGCACCACUCAAGUGAUGGCCAGCUUUCGCUACAGAGGUCGAAGGUCACGGCCGUCCUCGAGGGGUGCAUCACCAAACAGGUCAAACUCAAGCCACAGCUGUCCUGCACAUCCCAACCCUGCUGUGCCCGGUACACCGAAGACUCUCCAACAUUUAACCCGCAAUUACGAUAAACCCUGGCUGACAAACAGCAAAUCAGCUACUCCCUUAAAGUCAUCCGACUCUUUUGAGAGCCAGGGCUCAUCUAAUGAGAGUACACCCAUCCAAGGCAGCAGGCUCCGGCUGCCUGGCUAUUUGUCAGGAAAAGGUUUCCAGUCUGGAGAGGAGGGAAGCCUGAUAAACACUGCUAUUCUGAAAGCAAGAAAUCAGACUGCUGGACUCGGCAAGAUUCCCAGCAGACCCGGCAGUAAGGCAGGGAGCCGCGGAAGCAGCCGGCGAGGGAGCGACGCCUCUGACUUUGACAUUUCCGAUAUCCAGUCUGUCUGCUCUGACAUGUCAGAGACAGUGAUGGACUCUGCAAGGCCACGCUCAUCUCCACGCCAGCCUGGAGUUAAACCCUCCAAAAUCCCUACGCCGCAGAGGAGGAGCAGGGCCAGCAGCAAACUAGCCAAAACCACCGCCACCAAGAGAUAGUCAGCGGCUGGCUUCUCUCUCUUACAGCACUGUUCUGGGACACACUGGACAAAAACUGGACACCAGAAGACACUAAAAACAGCAAACUCUCCUUAUUUAAAAUAAGUUGUAAAUUAUAAAAGGAAAAAAAAAAGUGUAGCAAGAUGUAAAUUAUUCCAAGGAGAACGAGGUGAAAUAUGUGGGAUUGAUGCUGUGUGAGUGGAACAUGACAGUUUUGUGUACUUGUGUAUUUUUAAUUUCUGUGAAUAAUGUCGCAUCAAAUUUUAUUUUAUUUUAUGGUAUCGCUGCUACAACCUGAGAGGUUAGCAAGCAGUGGAAGGAGAAAAGGACUGUACAUUGUGAAGCUAAUUAACAGUUUUAACACAGUCUUGGAUUGAGCUCCCGUUGAAAGCUGAAUGUACUGUAAAUCUCCACAAGCUUGCAAAUAAUAUUAAGCCACUGCGUUUCACCAGGGCACUCUGACUAUUUAUUCAUCUAUUUAAAGUGCAAUGAUGUGUUGCUGAGAAUGCAUUUUAAAAGGCAAUACAAUAAUAACUAAUUGUAAUCACUGCAAGUGCUAAAAUAUUACAUGGCCUUCAAAAUAACAACAAAUAGAGUCCGUCAUAUCCACCUGCUACAUAAAGUUUGAAAUGCCUAAUCCUAUCAUUGUGUGCCAUUUAAUCUUGACAGGAACCUUCCACUGUUCUAACUAGCAGAUAUUCAUAAAUGCAUUCAUGUCUGUGUACUGUAUGACUCUGUGUCAGUGGAUUACUCACAUUUUUGUAAUAAACCUGCUUGCAGAAAGCUCUGGCAGUAUCGAAAAAGCAAAA
This is a messenger RNA of Tachysurus fulvidraco (yellow catfish), 26416 nucleotides long. It is a transcript of the gene dst, whose product is annotated as dystonin. NCBI's taxonomy places the organism in Eukaryota, Metazoa, Chordata, Actinopteri, Siluriformes, Bagridae. Gene Ontology annotation, biological process: wound healing; cytoplasmic microtubule organization; hemidesmosome assembly. The coding region runs from base 189 to 25607 and encodes 8472 amino acids. Gene Ontology annotation, cellular component: keratin filament; cytoskeleton; focal adhesion. Gene Ontology annotation, molecular function: keratin filament binding; microtubule binding; calcium ion binding. The transcript is spliced from 105 exons. The record is from RefSeq and is a predicted model, not a curated record.